CGCCGAGUUCGGAAGUAAUAGAUGUCCCAGCUUGUAAAGGUCUCGUGCAAAGGAAACACGACCCUGUCAAACCUGACCUACUGCCCGCCGACCACAACCACACCGACUACAACAACGUCUGGAUCUACAGUGGCCUCUGGGAACGAACCUCCGGCUAAUACAGGAUUGUCUACAGCUGCAGUUAUCGCCAUCGUUGUCGCCGUUGCAGUUCUACUUCUACUGUUAUUGGUCUGCUGCUGUGCUUGCAAUGGAUCUGGACGGGACACUAGACGACGAAGGGUAAAUCCAAAUAGACAGCCUGCAUGGACAAGAGAAAAUUAUCUAAGGGAACACCCAUCCAGAGACAAUAAUCUUACAACCGUUGAUGAACCUCUACACGACAUGGAAAGAUUAUUGGAACGUUUGGAUGAUACACAUCACAAUCAACUGACACAUGAGCGCGCCAUACGCCCAGCAGAAACGGUACGCGCAGCAGAAACGGUACGCGCAGCAGAAACGGUACGCCCAGCAGAACCGGUACGCCCAGCAGAACCGGUACGCCCAGCAGAAGCGGAAACAGAAAUAGAACCAAGGUCAUCUGUGGAGGAACCUCCAGGAGCAAACACAGGUCCAACAGAGGAUCCAUUUCAGAACAGCUUAGCUACUGGCGACAACUUACCAACAGAAACAGCGACACUGACAGUGCCUGACAUCCGUGAGACAGGAGAGGAAGACUCCAAGACAAAAGCAACAGAAGACACAGGAGAAGGAGACAUAGAUCAAUCUGCAAAGGAGACGACAAGCAUUGAUGUUGAUCAGAAAGAAGUAAAAGAGCAUUGUGAGAUGGAAGCUCCAAACACAGCGGUUGUUUCAACAGAGGCUUCUGUAGAAACAGAGAACGAUCCGGUCAUAGAGGAACUUCCGGAAGCGACAUCAUGCCCUACAGGAAGAUGUAGCAUCCUCUCGUCGGACGCACAUCGCGCGGCAUGGACGGAGGCUACAGACGGGCCAGCAGAGGGAGACAACACUCAUCAGCCUACAGCAGAACAAGCAGUAGGGGUGAGCCAAACAGGGAAGCCUGGAGGAAGACUAUCCUCUGUUACUGACCCGAUAUUUCCUUCAGAUGAACGGGGGCCGCUAGGGUCACCAUUAAAUGAUCAGGACAAUGAAAGUCCGACAGAAGACAAACUAGAUAGUGCAAGACAAAGCGCACGAGAGCAUGAUGAUCUGACAGAGGAAGAUCUGUAG
This is a messenger RNA of Branchiostoma floridae (Florida lancelet), 1227 nucleotides long. RefSeq lists its product as uncharacterized. Bases 22 to 1227 code for a protein of 401 amino acids. The record is from RefSeq and is a predicted model, not a curated record. The transcript has 5 exons. Lineage: Eukaryota; Metazoa; Chordata; Leptocardii; Amphioxiformes; Branchiostomatidae.